UUUCCUCAAGAUGCAGCAUUUAUCCUAGUUGUUUCUUUUCUCCCUUCAAAUUUGUUCCAUUGGCAAUGAAAUAGCCACAAUUUGACGCCACCAAAGCGUCAUCAUUCGCCCGAAGGCAGGAUUUUCGUUUGUACUCCUUAUCCGAGUAAUCGAGGUAGUUGUGUGUGCGUUAAACCCGGGUAACGCUUGCAACAUGACCGGUUCCUUGUUCGUCUUCGCCUUCAUAAAGAAACGAAGAUGAGGCGCACACGGUGUGGGAGCGAAAGAUGCCAAUCUCAGCCACUAUAAAUAGCACAUGUGUGGACGGGUUAGAUCGUCAGUUCAUCCAGCAACUCCAACCAUCCCCCAUCCUCCUCCUUACUCCCCAACCCUCUCCCCAACCUACCCUCCAACAUGUUCAAGAGCAUCGCCAUUGUCUUGAGUGCCUGCGUGGCUGGCUACUUGGCCAUGCCCCAGCAAUCCCCCAACGACCAAUCCUACCUUUUCGCCGACCAGGCCGAGAGCCUUCUCUACACGCCUCUGUCCUUGUCCUUCUCUUGUGAAGGUCAGCAAUACGGCUACUAUGCUGAUGUGGAUAACAACUGCCAAGUGUUCCAUAUCUGCUUGCCCAUCGAGGAUGACUUUGGCACCAUCUUGGAGACUGCUCAGUGGUCGUUCAUCUGCGGCAAUGGAACCAUCUUUGAUCAAGAAACCCUGACCUGCAACCACGAACAAGAUGCCUUCCCUUGCAGUCAAGCCGCUUCCCUCUACAACACGGUGGAAUUCGGCAAGAUCCCCGAUUACUAGAUUGUGAUUGUGAUCUCGUGUGAAGUGAAAGCCAACUGAAAUGAUACGGAUCUACGUCGUUUAUGGUCAUUCCAUUCGAACACUGAGCUCCGGUCGCUCGGUUUUGAAGAAGCCACUGCUAUUUAAACCACUUGUAUUUGAUACUCAAUAAAAAACUUCCAAACCCAA
This is a messenger RNA of Tigriopus californicus, 954 nucleotides long. RefSeq names its product U-scoloptoxin(01)-Cw1a-like. Bases 394 to 786 code for a protein of 130 amino acids. The transcript has a single exon. Gene Ontology annotation, molecular function: chitin binding. Gene Ontology annotation, cellular component: extracellular region. The record is from RefSeq and is a predicted model, not a curated record. Lineage: Eukaryota; Metazoa; Arthropoda; Copepoda; Harpacticoida; Harpacticidae.